GAUCAAAGAACUGUGUCAGCAGUUUCCUCAGGGGAUCACAGACCAGGUGAUCCAGAACGACCUGCCUCACCUGGAGCCUCAGCAGAGAGCCAUGGCCAUCAACAAGCUGCUGUCCCAGGGUCAGCUGGACCUGCUGAGGAACAGUUCUGGUCUCUUGUACAGACUGAAGGACUCUCAGAACUCCAGUAAGAUGAAAGGUUCUGACAACCAGGAGAAACUGGUCUAUCAGAUCAUUGAAGACGCAGGAAACAAAGGGAUCUGGAGCAGAGACAUCCGCUUCAAGAGCAACCUGCCUCUGACCGAGAUCAACAAGAUCCUGAAGAACCUGGAGAGCAAGAAGCUCAUCAAGGCUGUCAAGUCUGUGGCGGCGUCUAAGAAGAAGGUCUACAUGCUCUACAACGUGCAGCCGGACCGCUCGGUGACGGGCGGGGCCUGGUACAGUGACCAGGACUUUGAAUCUGAGUUUGUAGAAGUUCUGAACCAGCAGUGCUUCAAGUUCCUGCAGAGCAAGGCGGAAGCGGCGAGGGACAGCAAGCAGAGUCCCAUGGUUCAGAGGAACAGCUCGUUCGCCACCUCACACGAGGUGUGGAAGUACAUCUGUGAGCUGGGCAUCAGUAAGGUGGACCUGUCCAUGGACGACAUCGAGACCAUCCUCAACACGCUGAUCUACGACGGGAAGGUGGAGAUGACGGUGAUCGCAGCCAAGGAGGGGACGGUGGGCAGCGUGGACGGACAGAUGAAGCUGUACCGGGGGGUCAACCCCGUCCUGCAGCCCACCGGCCUCGUCAAGACGCCCUGCGGACUCUGCCCGGUGUUUGACGACUGCCACGAGGGCGGGGACAUCUCUCCGUCCAGCUGCCUCUACAUGACAGAGUGGUUGGACUUCUGAUGGACGCUCGUCCUGCUUGUCUCUGUGAGGACACAGGGUCCACUGCUUCUUGUUUCCUCAUAAUAAAAACUGACUGUUGGCUCAGGUCAGAUAAUCCUAAUCUGUGGUUCAGCUGAGAUAAAGUUCUGUAAAACACACAGCUUCUUGUUUAUUUAUAAUAAAACUCUUUAUUUCUGUUAAA
Austrofundulus limnaeus is the source of this 1070-nucleotide messenger RNA. RefSeq names its product polymerase (RNA) III (DNA directed) polypeptide F (gene polr3f). Lineage: Eukaryota; Metazoa; Chordata; Actinopteri; Cyprinodontiformes; Rivulidae. Gene Ontology annotation, biological process: transcription by RNA polymerase III. The record is from RefSeq and is a predicted model, not a curated record. Gene Ontology annotation, cellular component: RNA polymerase III complex.